AUGGUCACCUCCGGCGCCGGCACCACGGCAGGCACUGAAAACACCGACGGUUUCCUCAAAACUCCCUCCAAAGCACCUUCGGGUGAAAGUUCCGCUUCCAGGAGACAGAUGCAGAAGCAGCAGCAGCACCAAUCCAUGAAUACUUCUAACAAGUCCGCUUUCGAAUUUAAGAAGAGAUUCGAGGCCUAUAAUCUGCUGCAGGCCGCUGCCGUUGCGUUUGGGGAGAAAUUCCCAAUUCCAGAGAUUGUCGCUCUCGGAGGCCAGUCGGAUGGUAAGAGUUCACUGCUCGAAGCCCUCCUAGGGUUCCGCUUCAAUGUGCGGGAAGUUGAAAUGGGCACCCGACGUCCACUUAUGCUGCAGAUGGUUCAUGACUCCACUGCUCUCGAGCCGCGAUGCCGGUUUCAGGAAGAGGAGUCUGAAGAAUACGGGAGUCCUAUUGUAUCAUCUACUGCAAUUGCAGAUACCAUAAAGUCUCGUACUGAAACACUUUUAAGGAAGACCAAAACUGCAGUUUCAUCCAAACCAAUUAUAAUGAGAGCAGAAUAUGCACACUGUCCUAAUCUCACCAUCAUCGAUACUCCAGGCUUUGUUCUAAAGGCAAGGAAAGGUGAACCUGAGAGUACACCGGAUGAAAUUUUGUCAAUGGUGAAGUCCUUAGCUAGUCCACCACAUCGCAUUCUUCUGUUUCUUCAACAGAGUAGCAUUGAGUGGUGCUCGUCUUUGUGGUUGGAUGCUAUCCGUGAAAUAGAUCCAGCCUUCAGACGCACUAUCAUUGUUGUCUCCAAAUUUGAUAACCGCCUUAAGGAGUUCAAUGACCGUUGGGAAGUGGAUCGCUAUUUGAGUGCAAGUGGAUACCUUGGGGAGAACACUCGACCCUUUUUUGUUGCCCUGCCAAAAGAUAGAAGCACAGUUUCUAAUGAUGAGUUCCGUAGGCAAAUAUCUCAGGUGGAUGCAGAAGUAAUGUGCUAUCUACGUGAUGGUGUUAAAGGUGGAUUUGAUGAAGAGAAGUACAAAUCCUACAUAGGUUUUGGUUGUCUCAGAGAUUAUUUAGAAUCUGAACUCCAGAAGAGGUACAAAGAAGCUGCCCCUGCCACGUUGGCUAUACUAGAACAGCGCUGCAGUGAAGUGACAGCUGAUUUGGCCAGAAUGGAGGGCAAGAUUAAGGCAACUUCUGAUGUCGCUCAUCUUCGCAGAUCUGCCAUGUUGCAUGCUGCUUCUCUCUGCAACCAUCUGGAAGCACUUCUUGAUGGAGCAGCAGAUCCACCACCGGAGCAAUGGGGGAGAACAACAGAAGAAGAAAAAUUGGAGAGUGGUAUAGGUGGUUGGCCUGGUGUUACAACAGAUACAAAGCCUCCCAAUGCAACUCUUCGUCUUUAUGGGGGUGCUGCAUUUGAGAGAGUGGUGCAUGAGUUUCGCUGUGCAACAUAUUUCAUGGAAUGCCCAGUAGUGUCAAGGGAGAAGGUCGCCAAUAUCUUGCUUGCACGUGCUGGUAGAGGUGGAAGUAGAGGACUUACAGAGGCAGCUGCAGAGAUUGCACGGGCUGCAGCUACGUCAUGGCUUGCUCCUCUUCUCGACACAGCAUGUGAUCGGCUUGCUUUUGUUUUGCGCAAUCUUUUUGAUAUUGCUAUUGAGAGAAAUCGCCAUCGUCACUCAGGAUUCAAGCUUUUGAAGACCCCUGCUGCUUUGGUUUUAGAGUUAGGACCAUCCAUGAGCGAUCUUGCCAAGCAGUGCAAACAAGCAGUUCGACACCAUCUAGAUUCAGUUACUAGCCCAUACUCUGUGGUUUGCUAUGAGAGCGAGAUACCAGGGAGUUACAUUUCAGGCAUAAAUUCAAUUUAUCGAACAAAUCAAGUGUCAGCGGGGUUGUUUUGUCUUGAUCUGUCUGAUGCGGGACCUGUAUCACGCAAGGAAAUCAGUAAUGACCAAGAAAACAUUCCCCCAGAAAAGAAUGAAAUCACUCCAGGAAAAGUGGCUGAUUCUAGAGAAGCUCUUCGAGAAAGUCAGAUGACUGUGCCUGAGACCCCGUCACCUGACCAGCCAUGUGAUGGAAACUAUGCAGUCAAAAAGGAACUUGGCAGUUGUGUUGAAGCCGGAGCAAGAAAGCGCCAAGCUAGAAUCAUAGGCAAUAACAGAAAUAUGGAGCAUUUCAGGAUCCAUCAUGGUGGUAGCCUUCUGUUUGGGACUGGGGAUACUGCUUCCAGAUCAGGAUCAACUUACACAGAGAUAUGUUCAACGGCUGCCGAGCAUUUUGCUAGAAUUCGUGAAGUUCUGGUUGAGAGGGGUGUGGCAUCAACUCUAAACUCUGGCUUUUUAACACCUUGCCGAGAGCAACUUAUUAUUGCACUCGGGUUGGACUUGUUUGCUGUGACUGAUGAGAAAUUUAUGGACAUGUUCGUUGCCCCUGGAGCAAUUGAUUUACCAGCUGGGACUGGGAAUCGUACUGUUAUAGGAGUUGACAAUGCUCAUUCCAUGUGUGAUUAA
Molecule: messenger RNA, 2481 nt
Organism: Sesamum indicum (sesame)
Lineage: Eukaryota; Viridiplantae; Streptophyta; Magnoliopsida; Lamiales; Pedaliaceae
Source: RefSeq, a predicted model, not a curated record